UCCACAGCCGUUAGCAUUUCACGAAAACGUAUGCCUCAUAACAAUAAGUUCAACAUCAGCUGCCCUCCAACUUGAACAAUUUCCCUUGUUAUCUUCAAACAAGCGUUGAAUAUAAUUUUAUAAAAGUGCGCAAAGUAAAGGAUUUAAGGUGACGAAAAAACACAGUAAGAAUUUUUUUUCAAUUUUCGUAAUCAGUUGAAACUGAACAAUUGACUUCUGACAUCAGUUGGCAGAAAGACUCCUCAGUGUGAGACUGUCAAUUCAUCAGAGGUGAUUGGUGUUGACAAUUAUGACCCCAUCGAGAAAACAUAAGUAGAAGUUCAGAAUAAUAAUUUACACCCACGUCGCUAAUUCAAAGGAGACAGAAGUCCGUGGCAUUCUUGAGUGAAAAGAGCUCGCAGUAAGAUGGAAAGUAAUCUGAAAUUUAAUUCCCCCUACUCAGCCGAUGCCCCCAUGUGGUCAGAUUUCGGUUCAAGUCCAAAUGUCUCAUCAGAGUACUUUGAGGUGCUCCACCCGGAGAACGAGACCCCAUUUAUAGAAUUACCCGAGAAAAUGCGACUGAAUCGGUCUGACAUCGACAGCUCGUCAGUUGUUACCAUGCAGACAGGGUUCUUACUUCCUCCGGGCUCAUCUCAGUCCAACUCAACGUUUAUGGACGCCAUCGACACAAUAAAUAUGACUCCUGUCAAGGUAAUUUCUCCAAAAGGAAAAAGUGGUCAGCCUAAGGUUGUCAAAGAGACAACAGUGGAAGAUAUUAUGAACAACGUCAUAGAGAUUGCUUCGACAGUAACAAAACAAACACGUAGAGUUGGAAAUUUGAAUAAAACCCCCGGGGCACCCUCGCAGAAAACCCCAGAAAAAUCUAAACGUAUCACCCGUUCGAUGCACCUGACAGAAGGAGUGAAGACUGAAACCUCAUUGGCCCAAAAUUCUGGAUCAACUACUCGCCGAAGUGUGGCUGCUCAGAAGCUUUCGACUUCAACAAAGACAAUCGAAGUUGUCGAUUCAUCUGUUAAAAAUGAGGCUCGAGUUCCUCCUUCCAAAAUCAUAAGAACCCCCAUUUUCAACUACAAGAAAACUCCUGUAAUUGAAAGUCUUGAAGACAUGAAUGAGCUUGCCUCCACUAGACUUUCAACUCAACAGGUGGAUACACAUAAAACUUUAAAACCAGGGGUAAACGAUAAUGCUGCUCAGCAACAGCAGCAGCAUAUGAAAGAUUGCAGCAAAAUGACGACUUCAACUCUUGCCCCGAAUCCUUCAUUAACCGUGAGCAUGAGUAAAUUAAGGAAAUCCGUAUUAGCAAGCAACAAUUCUAAACAGCAGAUACCAGCUUCAACUGUCCUUAAACAAGUCCAGCCUCAGGAGGUGCCUCCCACAGUCCCAUAUCAGUCAUCAGAGACAGGGCACCCGGAGGAAGAUAACGACGAACAUUACGAGGAGAUCGAACAAGAGGGUUUCGAAUCAGUUGGGCAUUCUGAUUAUUACCCGGUCCAUCGACGUCGAGUCAUCGAAAAACGGAGGAUGCGUGGCACGCAGCCUUCAGUCCUAACGAGCCACGCCAGAAGACGAAGCAGCAUCAUAAAGACUCAUCGUACAUCCAAUCAAUACGUGAGCCUCGCAGAGGCGAUAAAGAAGUUUGAAAAAGGCACCCCGACUCGUUUCCACAGCGUGAGAGCCAAGGAUUUAAAAGCGAAACCUCUGCAGGUGGUCAAACAGCAGGCAUUGAAGACAACGAUCCCUGUAUCUCCAGCCCUGAUGUCUAAGAAUCGUGUUAGACGUCAUGUCGUCCUGAGUCAAGCAGAACUAGAGGAGAUUGAGUUACAGAAGAUGAAGCAACAUCAGAUCCGUGCCAAGCCAGCCCCCACGAACAUUCUCAAAGCGCCCCAGCCUCUGAAGAGCGUUCCAAAGAAGCCAUUGACAGCCCAGAAGCCAUUCCAUUUGACCAAGCCCCAGAAUUCAGCUCCAGCUAAACAAGGAUCAACAUCAUCCCUAUCGUCGGUGGCAUCUGGACACCAUGUUCAAUUGAAAAAACCAGUGAAGAACAUUGUACCAACUAUAGUGAACUCUGACGGUGGUGUCACAAUCGCAGAGACUCAAAUAAUACAUUUUGGUAUUCCUAUUAGUGAAAAGAGUCAGGUAAUUGGCUCAGCCAAGAAAAAGACCACUCGACCUUUGCCCUUCAAUUUCGAGGCGCGCAACAAGCUGUUCACCACCAAGGAAGAAGAAAAGUUAAAAAAACUGCAGAGUAAGGAGGGGGAGAAAGUCAAAGUAGAGUUCCGCGCCAGACCAAUGCCAUUGACUACCAAAAAAUAUCCCCUUCAGCCGUCAAAGCAAGGGAAAGGGCAGGCUCAGAAUCACACAGAUGAUGGACAAGACAAACACAAGGUGAAAAUAAAUCCGUUCAGCUUCGAAGCGAGAGACAAAGGGUUGAUGAAGAAGAAGGAACAGCUUCAGAAGAAAAUUGAAGAGGAGGAAAAGAAGGCACGGACAUUCCACGCUAAUCCAGCACCUCAUUUCAAGCCUGUUCAGGUGAGAGGAAGAUCGAGAGAGAAUCACAAAAUCGACAACAAUAAUCCUGGAACAAUACGCAUUAGAUCAGCUGAAAGUCGCCAGACUGAUGUGAAAUUACAACCUCGGGGACGUUCUGUGGAGAAUCUCAGAACACGGCCUCAUGACAAGUCAAAGCACACUGAGAAGGUUCUAGGGUCUAAAAGCAUGCUUCAAAUACCCACUCCAACAUAUCAAUUGUCCGGUGAGACAGAUAAUAAUCAGGAAAACAGAUCGCCCAAUUGUCAGGCAGCGGUGUCCAGGGGAAAAAUCCUCACUAAACCCAAUAUGCCUGUGCUCAAGCCAAAGCUGAAGAGUCUCCCUGCGGAGCUGCACAGCGACAAACGUGCCAGAAUGCGCAAGGAUUUUGAUGACCAACUCAAGAUGAAAGCCGCCUUAAAGGAAGAGAAGAGGAGGCGAGAGCAGGAAGAGCGAUUGGCCAGAGAGCAACGGGAGAUUAAGGAACUGCGGAAAAAGGCAGAGACGAAGGCUAGACCAAUGCCAGUCUACAAACCAAUGACUCUUAUCAAAUCAACCAAACAACUCACUACUCCAGAAAGUCCAGCGUGGGCCAAAUCAAAGCAUUGAUUGAUUAUAUAUGUUAUGUUUUUAUUAUGAUAUCCAAAUUAUUGAUUAGUUUUUUUUUAUUCAUGUAUCGCAUGCCUCUGCUCGAGGGAAUUUUCGUUCAUACAGACGUGUAGAUUGUGUUGAGGUCGUUUAAUAAUUGUAUGAAAAAUUGUUUGGAAUAUGAAAAAUUUUGUCAUCGGUUUAGUAAAAGGAUGUCUGAAGGAGAGGAAGGGUUUGAAUAAACAUUUUCGAGGAUAAAGAGGAACAUUACAUUGGGCAAUUUAUUUUGUUAUUUGUAUGAAAAGCAUUAAACCAGUAUUUCUUAGGGCCACCUUUUUGUUUCAAUAAUAAAUAGAAAUUAUUCAACCUAAAUUAUACAAAUUGAUUCUCUGCCAAUUGUUGUCGAAUAAAUGAAAUGAUUGCUUUCGUUAAUAUUAAACCUUAUUACCCUCCCUUUCCCCUUUUUCCUUUUAGAAAUUUCGGUUAUGGCAAUUGUUUUCAUCUCCAGCAUCAUUCUAUUAUUCUUUCCUUUCUAAUGUGAUUUGAUUAUGAUUAAUUUAUUAUGCCACAUCUAAACAGUUCUUUCAAUUACAGAAAAAAAAAACAAAUAAAAAAUAUAA
Diachasmimorpha longicaudata is the source of this 3734-nucleotide messenger RNA. Its product is annotated as targeting protein for Xklp2 homolog. The transcript is spliced from 2 exons. Lineage: Eukaryota; Metazoa; Arthropoda; Insecta; Hymenoptera; Braconidae. The record is from RefSeq and is a predicted model, not a curated record. The coding region runs from base 406 to 3135 and encodes 909 amino acids.